Rosa chinensis is the source of this 1106-nucleotide messenger RNA. RefSeq names its product chromatin remodeling protein EBS. The coding region runs from base 227 to 877 and encodes 216 amino acids. Gene Ontology annotation, molecular function: chromatin binding. The transcript is spliced from 5 exons. NCBI's taxonomy places the organism in Eukaryota, Viridiplantae, Streptophyta, Magnoliopsida, Rosales, Rosaceae. The record is from RefSeq and is a predicted model, not a curated record.
UUAAGACGAUGUACUAUAUAAUCAGUCAAGCGUCACACUCACCUCCGCUCCUCCUCUUCCCACCUCCCUCUCUCUCUCUCUCUCGUCUCCUCCGUAAGGAGGCCUAGGGUUUUGCCUCUCCCUCCCAAAUUUCCAAAAUUUCCAGGCCCUUCCAAAUUUGAACUCCAAGCCCUUCUAAACCUGCCACAUUUCUCAAACCUCUGUAGCUUUUGUGAGCAUCCCCCCAAUGGCCAAAACCAGACCCGGAAAAAAAGACGUCGACUCCUACACUAUCAGAGGCACCAACAAGGUCGUCAGAGCUGGGGAUUGUGUGCUGAUGCGGCCGUCGGAUGUGGGGAAGCUGCAGUACCUGGCGCGAAUCGAGAAGAUUGAGACUGACAGCAAGGGCAAUGCUAAGGUGAGAGUGAGGUGGUACUAUAGGCCUGAGGAGUCUAUUGGAGGGCGCAGGCAGUUCCAUGGAUCCAAAGAGCUCUUCUUGUCUGACCACUAUGAUGUUCAGAGUGCGAACACCAUUGAGGGCAAGUGUGUGGUUCACUCGUUUAAGAAUUACACCAAGCUCGAAAAUGUGGGAGCUGAGGACUACUACUGUAGGUUUGAGUACAAGGCUGCUACUGGGGCUUUUACUCCUGAUAGAGUUGCUGUGUAUUGCAAGUGUGAGAUGCCCUAUAACCCGGAUGACCUCAUGGUGCAGUGUGAGGAGUGCAAAGACUGGUUUCAUCCAGCAUGUGUGAACAUCUCAAAUGAGGUAGCCAAAAAAUUGGAGCACUAUAUAUGUUCCGAAUGUUCAGCUGACGAGGAUGUGAAAAAACCUCAGAACUCAGUUUCAGCAUCACUUGCAGAUGAUGUCAAGGUGGACCCUAAGCGCCGAAAGAAAUGACUUAAAUUGCAAGAGGGGAUAUAAAAUGCAGUGCUGCUGUUUGUGUUCUUGUUGGUGCUCUUGGAUUGCUGUCAUGUGGAUAUAGAGUAGGGUUUUCAGAGGGUUUCAGCACUUGUUAUUCAGGAGAUUAGGCUUGUAUUGGAAGUUUGCUUUGUAUCUCAACAAUUAAACCAUUAAACCGUAGAAUCUCUUGGUAUGACAAAUUGCUGUUUGCGACUUUUACUAUCAA